AUGACCGUGUGGAAGUCUUCUGAUCCAGAAACCGUGAUUUCCACGACGCCACUUCAUCAGAAGUUCUUCGAAGCUAUGGAAAAGACCAUCGCCAAGGAUCCUCAACACGUCGCUUUUGUCCGUCUUUUUCCUUACCCUGAUUUUUAAAAUUUAUAUAUUUUUUUUUCAAAUCUUCCCCUCCUUUUUUCAUCAACUAUUUCAGAUCAAGGCCGAAAAAUUGGAUUGCAAGACGAAAACGAGUGAUCUUUUGAAGCUUUCAAAGCAAGCUGCCGUUUUUCUGAACAAAAUGUAUGUUUCGCAAUUAAAAUAAAGUCUCGUAUUUGUAUAUAACCGCUUUUUCUACGACAAAAGUCCCUUUUUUCAAUUUCGAGACAUUUUCGUACCCUCGGGUAUAAAUAAGUUCAGAAUCGGAACUUCUAUACGUUUUAUUGAAUUUUGAAAACGUUAUCACUAAUCAUGAACUUGAAAUGAGAUGACGGUUGCAAGAGAAAAAUCACAUUGAAAAUUCAACAUUUCCCUAAAAAAAAGUUUCAGUGGUUUCAAAGCGGGCGAUGUGGCGACGAGCUUCGCUCCGAACACGGUCGAGCACGUCUCCUACAUUCUCGGCGUGAUGACGUCUGGAGGAGUCAUGGCCACGACAAACUACACCUUCACCACAGGUUUCAUCGAAAUUGAUGUGGAAAACCCUGAAAACUGUUCAGAGGAGGUGAACUUCCGACUCAACGACUGUGAAGCUUCUUUGAUUCUGACCGAAGAAGAUCGACUUCAGAUGGUUCUGGAGGCUUGUAAAGGGACGAAAGUCAAGGUUCCGAAUUUAAAAACGAUCAACAAAUUUCGUUCAAGAUAGAAUCCAAUUUUUGCGCUUUAAAACUGCUUCUUUUUAUAUCUCUCUGACUUCGUCGGCGAGGGAACAGAGAGACGCAGACACUCGAAAAUUUUCAAGUCCCGGCGAAAAGACUUGAUCAAUUUUCAGAAAGUCAUCUGUGUUCGACAAUCCAACCAACCUUUGCCCAAAGACGUGAUCGACUAUGAAGAGGUCACUAAAGUGGAUUCCGAUCUGACUCACAUUGUUACCAAUUACAAGUGAUUGUAACACUGGGAAGAUGCUAUAAAUAGUUGUUUUUAAGCCCAGAUUCAGUGGUAUUUAUUCCUUAUUCCUCUGGAACCACUGGUCGCGGAAAAGCCAUUCUCUUCUCCCACAAAAACUUGGGCACAACGCUUGACAGCAUGUGCUGGUAAUACUUUUAUCACUGAGGUUUUUGAAAAACUAAUAAAUUUUAAAAAAAAACGUUUUUUGAUAAUAAUCCACAAGUUAAGGCACAGCAAGAAGUGGGACGAAACGAUGGGCAACGAGAGCGAUCUCAUUUUCGUGCAGCAGCCAUUGUACCACAUGUCUGGGUUUUUAGUCACCUUUCAGGUAAAAAUUGAAUCUAGUUUGGAGUAAAUUCGAAUAUUCCAGGGAAUUUUGAACGGCCGGACAGGGAUUCAUCUAAGAACCUUUGAUUUUCCGCUUUUUCUUCAAACUAUUCAAACUUUUAAGGCGAGAUUUUUCUAAUUCAAACUUUCGAGUUUUGGCUCGACGCGUAUUGACUGAUUAGACGUUGAAUUGAAUUUCUAGACGUUAUAGUUUUUUUUUUUCGAAAAAGGCCAAAUGACUGAAUUUUCAGUUCAUGUGGGUGUCAGCCAAUCCUAUGCUGCUCCGGCUUCUCACCAAGCAUCCAAUCGUCCCAAAAUUCGACCUCAACUCACUUCGAAUCGCUUUUUGCACUUCGGCUCCAUUGGGAAAGACCCUGGCUCUUGAAUUUCUGAACAAGUUCCCACAGGUCAAAAUUCUGCAAGGUUAGAUAACUCCCAAGCAAGAAUAAUAGAUUAGUUGAGGCUACGGGAUGUCAGAAACGGGGAUGAUGAGCCACUGCCCCGACUUUGACCAGAGUAGGGACGACUACAUGUCUUGCGGUAGUGUCUGCUCCUCUUUUGAGUGCAAGGUUCUUGUUGGGAAGAUGAGAUAAUUGAUACGGAGUAUUGUAGAUCAUGGACUCUGAAACGGGAGACGAGCUCGGAAUAAAUGAAGCUGGCGAGAUCGUGGUUCGAGGUCCGACAGUCAUGCUUGGCUACAAAGACGCCGAGGCGACGAGAAAGGCCAUUCUUGAUGGAUGGCUCUAUUCUGGUAGAACUCUUGAUGGAGUUCAUUAAUCGCUAGCUUGGGUAGAAAAAAAACGGAAAAACGAACAAGCCUUUGAUAAAUUAGGUAACCAGGAGACUUAAUUCUGGUGCAGACUAAUCGCUUUUUUUAAAUUUUGGGAACAAAAUUUGCUUGUGAGGUCUAUGAAAAAAGUUAGAAAGUCCCAAAUUGAAAAAAAUGGCCCCGACAAGGUUGAAAGUUGGGUCAAGCUGUCCGUGAUGUUCACGAAAAAAAAAAUGCUAUUUUUUCAAUUUCUUGAAAGAGAGGCAAGUUAUGAUUUUUUAAACUUGCUCACUUGUUCCAGCAAGCAAGUCGGCACUUUUUCUGUCGCCUUUUUAUUAUUUUGUGAAGCCAUAAAUCUCCACACUGGCUCUAGGCAAAUUUUAAGUGAAUAUUUUGAAUGCAUCAAAUAGGCUUCUGAGAAGCUUCUCCUUACUAGGUAAAGAAAAUGAUUUUUUUUCACAAUUUAUCAUCAUUGAAAUUUUCACUGACCAGUCCUUAAUAAAUGAAGUCUCAAACAAAAUAUCCCAGGCGAUGCCGGCUAUGUGGACGAAAAAGGUCGGCUUUUCUCUGUGGAAAGAGUUAGUGACCUCAUUCCCGUCGGUGAAUACAAGGUUUUCAACGUGUAAAAUCUUGAAGAGCAUCAGGUAUUUCCAGGUAUCACCAUCAGAGAUCGAAGACGAACUCAUGGCGCAUCCGCAGAUUAUGGACGUCGGUGUCAUGGGCGCGCCGAUUUCAGAAGGAAAGGAACAGGCGCCAUUUGCAUUUAUCGUUCGCAAAGUGGAGACUUUGACUGAGGCCGAUGUUCAUGAUUUUUUAAAAUGUACUGGGAAAGUGAUGAUAGAUACAAAAAACAGUGCUGCUAUAUUAAUGUGCUAUUUACAUAACUCUACAACCUCGACAGUAAAGAGAAAAAUCGAUCUUUAGGUCAAGAUCUCUCUUUUUUUCAAAAUAAAAAAAAUUUUAGCUCGGCUCCCAGCAAAAACUAUCUUAAAUAAUAGCUAACAUCAUAAUAAAUUGUUUUUGUAUCACUACAAAUUUCUCAGGCCGCCUAGCCGACCACAAACAUCUCAGCGGCGGAAUCGAGUUCGUUGACAAAAUCCCAAGGACUUCAACUGGCAAAAUCAUUAAGAAACAGUUGAUCGAGAUGUUUGAAAAGGUUCACUUAAACAACUCAAGUUUUUUUCUAACCAAAUGAUCUUCAGAUACGCCGUUAAAUUCGAAAUUUCUGGAAAUCCCUUUUUUAAUAUUAAAAAAAAUUGUGUGAUAAAGUACAUGCUAAUGUUAAUGAAUGGCUUUUCUUCUAAAUGUCUUUUGCAAAAAAGAGCCAUUUUCGAACUACUAGAGGUAAGAUUAUUUCGAAAAAAAAAGCUCUGACCAGCUUCAAAAAAAAACCGUGAAACCCACCUUCAUUCCUUUCAAAAAUAAUGUUAUGGAAGGUUCUCGUCUACUCCCGAGUUACCUGCCCGAGAAUCAUUCCCCGCCCAAUCAGUGGACUUGCAAAGUUGAACUCGUCAUUUUAUUCAAGGAGUUUCCACUCGGUUGGUUCCAUUACUAUCGUUUCUAUCAAAAUACUUUGAUAGACCCGUCGAUCUUUGAUUUGGCGCUCAAAUGAUCCCGAUACACCAAUUUCAACGACGCCAGUUCACGAGAAGAUCUUCCAAGCUAUGCGGAAAACUAUCGCAGAAAACCCAAAUCAUAUUGCGUUUGUCAGUUUUGAAAGAUAAGCCUCAAAAAUAUCUAAAAUACACUAAAAAUUCAAGUUUUUAAAUUUUUUUUUUCAAAGUUUCUGGAAAAUACUUAAAAAUUUUCAUAUGUCUGACUUAUCGCUUAACGCUCAACAACUGCAGUUUUUCCUAGUUUAAAAAAGCUUCCUUCGAAUCUACAGGGUUUUUAGUUCUAUCGUCCAUUCACAAAAGCAGCUUUUAAAAUAAUAAUUACAUCGGACAUUCAUUAAGCUGUCCUUUAGUGAUAACUCUUUCCAUCGAGUCUGGAAAAUUUUUAAAGCACCAAAAAGACUGUUUCAGGUGAAAGCCGAAGAUUUGACAUCAAAAGCCUCAACAAAAGAUCUACUAAAACUCUCGAUGCAAACGGCCGUUUACCUUAAUAAGAUGUACGUUUGCUAUUUGGAAAAAAUGAAAAUAAAAAAUAUGUUUAGUGGUUUCAAAGCCGGUGAAGUUGACACCUGCUUCUUACCGAAUACCAUCGAGCAUAUCGCCACUAUUUUGGGAACUUUGGCCUGUGGCGGCGUCGUCUCGCCUUCUAACUACGCUUUUACGCCUGGUGAUUCAAAAUACGUUGGUCGCACGGAGAAUGGCUCAAAAUAUCCGAUGCGACCGACCAAAACUACUAGCGCGGGCCGGGAUAGGCACGCUCGAGUAGAGCGGUUCGACAUAUAUAUGGGGCCGCUGCGCGACCGCGACGCUUCGAGCCAUUCUACAUGCGUUCAUAAGCUUCAGAUUCAGAGAGAAUAAAGGAUGUUCAAUUCCAGAAGAAGCCAGCAACAAAUUGAUCGACUCUGGAGCAACAGUUAUCAUUGCUGAAGAGCCCAAAAUCGGAGACAUUAUCAAGGCUUGUAAAAAUACCGCGGUCAAGGUUCUGACUCAUCUCAAAUCGAAAUGACAUUAAAAAACUCCUUCAGCACAUUCUCUGUGUCCGGCAGUCGGAUGAGCCGUUGCCCAAGGGCGUCAUCGACUUCCAGGAAGUCACCAAGGAGAACUCUGAUCUGAGUCAUAUCAAAUUUGACUAUGAGUUCAUUAAACUAUCGAUUCCAGUACGAUAUAGUCUCCUUUUCUAGUUCGGAAUCGGUGGCGCUGAUGCCGUUCUCCUCGGGCACAACUGGAAGAGCCAAGGCCAUUCUUCUCUCUCAUAAGGCUAUGAGCACGUCUCUGGACAGUAUGAGCUGGUAUAUCAUUCUACCGAUGAUGAUUCUCAGGUAAAAUAGGGAAAUUUGAAGGCACAGCCAAAAAUGGGACGAGGUGAUGGGCAACAAAAGCGAGAACAUUUUUGUUCAGCAACCUUUGGCUCACAUGUCCGGGUUCUUGGUCACUUUUCAGGUAAGAUUAUUUCAUCGUAAAAGGAUGGAUCUCAUAAUUUAAAAAAAAGUGGGAAAGGUUAUAUUUUAUCCUAGGAUUUCUUUUCUUGAAAGCCUUCUUAGAAACUUUAUUGAAACCGAAGGUUUAUCUCCUGUUAAGUUGUUAUUGGCAAGAUUAAAUAAAAUAUAUUUAACACAGGGAAUUCUCAACGGAAAGACAGAAAUUCAAAUGAAACAGUUCGACCUUUUCGUCUUGCUGCAAAAUAUACAAAAGUUCAAGGUUAUCCAAAAAUUAUGAUUUCUUCAAUGCUCAGUUCUCCAGUUCAUGUGGCUUUCGGUGAACCCAGCGCUUUUGCGAGUUUUGGCAAAACAUCCGGUCGUCGAAAAGUUCGACCUGAGCUCUCUACGGAUCGUUUUCUGCGCCGCAGCGCCUCUCGGCAAAAACUUGGCCAAAGAAUUCAUGAAAAAGUUCCCGAAUGUUAAGAUUAUGCAAGGUACGGUUUCACAUAGUCAUAAAUGAGGACUUCGCUCGUGAAGGAUUCGCGAUGACUGAAACAGGGAUGACAAGUCAUUGUCCAGACUUCAACCAAAGUAAAGAAGAUUUCAUGACAUGCGGAAGCCCUUGUUCGACCUUUGAGUGCAAGGUUUGCCCAUCAAGGCUUCAACUUCAACGGAAUAAAAUUAGAUUAUCGAUCCCAAAACGGGUGAAGAACUGGGACCAAAUCAAGUCGGCGAGAUUCUAAUCCGCGGCCCAAUGAUGAUGGCUGGGUAUAAAUUGGCAGGAGAAACGGAGCCAAAAUUGAAAGAUGGAUGGCUACAUAGUGGUGAGGAAACUGAUUCUGGAACCUUCAUGUCGCAUUGAAAACCCGCGAGCCACAUAUCUUUAAAAGCGGCAUCAACAGUGAAAAAAUUGAGGCGAUGCCGGUCGAGUAGAUGAAAAAGGAAGACUUUACGUUGUGGACCGGAUGAGCGAGAUUUUGAUGGUCGACGGAAAAGCUGUACGUUUUUGGAUAGAAAUAUACUCGUUUCGAGAAACUUUCAAGUACUGAUUUUCUAGGUAUCAGCGCCAGAAAUCGAAGACGAACUUCUGGCGCAUCCCCUGAUUUCGGACGUCGGCAUUUUGGGUUUCCCUAGUUCGAAUGGUAAAGAUAAAGCGCCGUUCGCCUUUAUCGUCAAAAAGGACGAUUCCUUAAAAGAAGAAGACGUUCACAAGUUUUUGAAAGGUUGGGUAUUUUUUUCUACUUCUGUGGACUAAAAAAAAUUGACUACAAACAAAAGUUGGAAGUUUUCUCAUUCAUAAGCUAAUCAACGGAAAUUAAUUUUUCAGAACGUUUGGAGCCACACAAAAAACUGGCCGGGAUUCAUUUCAUCGAGCAAAUUCCGAGAACUCCCGCCGGAAAAGUCGUCAGAGUCAAGCUUCGUGAGAUAAAUGACAAGGUUCCUUUUUUUUUGUUCAAAGACGUAAGUUCGAAAAUAGUUUUUGCAGAGGUAUUUGAUUGACCUUGCUCUGCGCUUUGAAAAAAAAAAUCUGUUUAUCAAUAUUUCAGUUAAAAAAAUGA
Caenorhabditis auriculariae is the source of this 6775-nucleotide messenger RNA. Lineage: Eukaryota; Metazoa; Nematoda; Chromadorea; Rhabditida; Rhabditidae. The record is from the annotation of a GenBank genome assembly.